Acipenser ruthenus (sterlet) is the source of this 1751-nucleotide messenger RNA. RefSeq names its product E3 ubiquitin-protein ligase TRIM47-like. The coding region runs from base 123 to 1277 and encodes 384 amino acids. The record is from RefSeq and is a predicted model, not a curated record. Gene Ontology annotation, molecular function: zinc ion binding. NCBI's taxonomy places the organism in Eukaryota, Metazoa, Chordata, Actinopteri, Acipenseriformes, Acipenseridae. The transcript is spliced from 4 exons.
GUCUAAACCUGGCCUCAGUCCCAAACCCCGCCUCUCAGAGCUUUACACAACUCCAGGAAAUCAGCGCAGUGAAGUUUCGUUUCUUGUGAAAUCGUCAGUCUCUCUGUCUCUCUGCAGCAAGAAUGGCUUCAAAAGUAUGGUCAGAGGAUCGGUUUAGCUGUUCAGUAUGUCUGGAGCUAUUGAAGGACCCAGUCGCUAUUCCAUGUGGACACAGUUACUGUAUGGGGUGUAUUAAGAACUACUGGGAUCAGACUGAUCAUACAGGUGUCUACAGCUGCCCCCAGUGCAGAAAGACCUUUACCCCAAGGCCUGAUCUGUGCAGAAACACCAUGCUGGCCGAACUUCUGGAGGAAUUAAAGAAGACAGGACUCAAUCCUCCUCCUGCUCAAAGUUAUGCUGGACCUGGAGAUGUGCCGUGUGAUUUCUGCACUGGGAGAAAGUUCAAAGCUGUGAAAUCCUGUUUGACGUGCCUGGCCUCUUACUGUGAAACACACGUCAAGCCACACUAUGAGGGGGCUGCUUUCAAGAGGCACAAGCUGAUCAAUGCAAUUGGAAAUCUGGAGCAGAAGCUUUGUGCUGAACACCAGAAGGUUUUGGAGGGGUUCUGCAGAACAGAUCAGACGUGUAUUUGUUGGCUGUGUGCAGAGGAGGAACACAAGGGUCAUGAUAUAGUCUCAGCUGGGACUGGGAAACAGAAGCAGCUGGGAGAGACACAGACAGAAAUACAACAGAGAAUCCAGGAGAGACUCAAAGAAAUUGAAGAACUGAAACAGGCUGUGGAGACACUGAAAAGAUCUGCAUGCAUAGAAAUAAAGGAAAGUGAGAAGAUCUUUACUGAGCUGAUCCGAUCCAUUGAGAAGAUCCACACUGAGGUUAUUGAGCUGAUUGGAGCUAACGAGAAGGCUGCAGUGAAUCAGGCUGAAGGACGCAUGAAGAAACUGGAGCAGGAGAUUGCUGAGCUAAGGAGGAGAAACGCUGAGCUGAAACAGCUUUCAGAGACAGAGGAUCACAUCCAUUUUCUACAGAAUUUCCAGUCUCUCUGUGCCCCUCCUGAAGCUGGAGACUUACCCAGCGUUACUGUCAAUACAGACAUCUCUUUUGGGGCUGUGAGGAAAGCUUAUAAGAUAUAUGAUGGAGAGGAAGGAACACAAGACUCCAGUGCAGUGGCAGACAUGUUCACAUUGACUUUGGCUGCUGCACUGAUACAGAAGAAAUACAUAUUCAUUGUAAUCAUGAACAUCUUGAAGUACGGAUUUUUACAUCCUGAAAUGCCGUGAAUAAGCCUUGUUUCUUUUCAGAUUGCUGUUUGGAGUCUUGUGUGUGUUGUGUAUUAAUCCACAUGUUUCAAUUCUAUUUCUCUCUCUUUUUUCUGGCCAGUGAAUAAAGUUGCAGUUUACAGUCUGCAGGCUCCAGAGCCAAGGAACAGAGCUGAGUUUUUAAAAUGUAAGUCUGUUUUCACUGAAACAUUUGAUUGAAAGAUGUGUCACUCCAUUGUGAGAAGAGCCAACACUACAGAACAGGGAGGGGUGGAGCUUGAGAGUAGCAAUUAUUAUUAUUUAUUAGUAAUUUUGAAGCCAUUAAUCUACACUCCUCUCCAACAAGUAUUGGUUCAGAUGAAUACAUGCAGGGAGGAGGGGGCAGGGAGGAGAGAGCAUGGAGAAGAUAUCAGGGAGCAGGGAAAAUGGAGGAAGGAGGAGGGAGCACUGUGGAGGGAGCAGGGAGGAGGGAGAAAAGAAGAUUGAGGCGGGAGC